Molecule: messenger RNA, 2153 nt
Organism: Chinchilla lanigera (long-tailed chinchilla)
Lineage: Eukaryota; Metazoa; Chordata; Mammalia; Rodentia; Chinchillidae
Gene: Cep295nl
Product: CEP295 N-terminal like
Exons: 4
Coding region: 157-1914 (585 amino acids)
Biological process (GO): regulation of centriole replication
Cellular component (GO): cytosol; centriole; centrosome
Source: RefSeq, a predicted model, not a curated record
CAGCUCUGCUGUUCCCAUAGCAAUGGGCUGCCAUAGUUAACCACCUAGGGAGCUGCUGGAGGGAGGUGGAGAGCUUUGAUCCCAGCCAGCCUGGUGAUUCCAAAACAGCCCUGUAGAAAGUGUUUCCCUCACCAGGCCAACCUCUGCCUCCUUGUAAUGUGCUCCGGGUCUGUCCCAGUCAUCUGGACACACACACAACCCUGCAACCCUGGAACCCUCCACUUUGGGCUGAGCCCCUUUCUCUCAGAAGCUGUGUCUCCAGAGCUUGAAGAAAUGCAGAGAGAAACAGAGCAAGCUGUACAUCCCAGCCUCGCCCCUGAUGACAGAGCCUCGGCUCUGAGGCAGAAGUCCAUGUUGCUGCAGGCCAGAGUCAAAGGAGCUGUUGCUCUACAGAGAAGACCCGACAAGCAACAGCGGAGAAGCCAGCAACUGCAGCACCGGCCCAAGGAGUUACAGGCAGACCACCAUGAGGCCCGACCCCAGCAAGUCAGACACCUGCAGCCCCUGAAUUUAGCCCAUCUAUGGGGUGGGGCUGCAAGGUGGGCAGUGGGAAAUGAAUACCACUCAGAAAAGCCCAUCUUGCGAAAAGCAGCAAGAUACCCUGGGGGCAGGCAGAAGCACAAAGAACCCCUUAGAGAGGAGAGGAGUCGCAGGGAAGUGCCAUCCAGACAACAAACCUGGCACAUCGAUUCCCUGAAGAAAGCAACGGGCUCAGAGAGACGGGGGGCUGCCCGAGCACAGUGUCUGAGUCCCCCUGAGAAGAGUAAAGGGAAGUGGGCUCCUUCACACCAGACCAGUGGUGGCCGCCAGCUUGUGGAGAGUCGGGUGGGCAGAAGGACUGACCUUGAAAAGCUGAAUCCACUCUUGGCCACUGCAGGGGAAACCAAGUUCCUGGAAGGAAAAGAGGAGAGAGUCCCCAAGGGGAUGUGGCACUUGGGAAAGGGGCUGAGAAACAACACAGAGGACCAGAGUCCAGAGGGCAAACUGGAGGACCUAGAACAGCUGUGGCUGGUCAGCUCCACCCACAAAAAGGGAGCCAUGCCCUUGGUGUCUCCGCACCAGUGUGGUGACAAGGAUGAUUGGCAGAAAGGGCUCGAGUCCGUCUUGGAGGAGUUGUUUAAUACGAGCAGAAAGCUGAAGGAACACCUGACUUGGCAACUUGAACAGAGGUCCUUGGUAGACCAGAACCCCGCUGGAGAGCAGGUCUUCUCAGAGAGCCAGGAACCAAGUAGUGACACCCCUGGAGAGGAGGGCACAGGGCACUCAGGAACUGCACCUGCUGCAGAAGUGGAGUCCCCCUGGACAGCAUCGCAGUACAGUUUGCUACAGUUACCAAGCCAGGCUGAGAGCGCUAAAGACCAUCAUUUGGCGCCACCCACACCCAAGAGUGAAAGUCAGACACUGCCUCCUGAGGAUGGAGUGUCUGUGAGCAGAGAGGACUCAAUCCUGCAAAGCCCCAAACCCAGCCCCGAGCCACCCAAGCCAGCCACACUGGUAGAGGGCUUGCCUCUACCUUACCCACAGGAACAGCCAGACCAGGCGGACUGCAGGACAUCAAGGCAAGAGAAGAAGACAGGGGUGGAGGGGAGAAGGCAGAAGAGGCUGCUGGAGCAGACAGAGCACCCAAAUAUGAGCUUGGAAAUCCACUACAAGGCUGAGCUGGAGGAGGAGCGGCGGGCGCGGAGGAGGACUCGCCUGGCCCUUCUGAAGUCCUACCCCACAGGGGUCCCCACCAGGAAACCAGGACCUGUACCCAGAACCCACUCCCCUUUGUGUAGCAGCAGCAUCGAUGAGGAAAAGCACAAUGAGAUGGUCCGUGACUUCCAACGGCGGAUCUUAGAGCAAAACAAGCUGCAUGAGCAGUUUCUACAAAAAGCCAGGAAGCGUUUGCAAGAGUUUCAGAAAGCAUGGUAAAGAUGAUAUGAUGAACAGCUGUGAGCCCACUACCCAAACUGGAGAUCCAGGAUGUUUCCUGAAAACCAUAUAUUUGGCCACCCAACUAUCUGUGCUUUUCCUUUUCUAUACCCCUAUCUUCUCAGAUACAAAGCUGGGAGUGUGGAUUAUCUCUACCCGUUACCAUACAUACACAUACCACACACUAGUGUUCAGUGUACCUGGUUUGAAUUGUAUAAGAAAGAUCAUGCACUUUGUGU